AUGAUCAUCUUAUUUAAAUAUUCUUUGGGAAAAGUUUGUUGUUCCAAACGAAAACUACUCAAACGUGCUGGUGAUUGGGCUAUUAUAACUGGUGCAUCUUCAGGGAUUGGUAAAGCAUAUGCAGAAGAAUUAGCAAAAGAUGGUUUGAACAUUAUGCUCAUUGAUAGAGAUGAAGAUAGAAUGUUUUCAGUUUCCAGUGAAUUAUCAGUUAAGUACAAUGUGGAAACUAAAUUGGUUGUUGCUGAUUUCACAAAGGAUAAUGUUUAUGAAAUAAUAGAACCAGAGAUUGAGAAACUCUCUUCUAUCGCAUGUCUAGUCAACAAUGUUGGGAUGAUGGGUGAAACAGAUUUAUUCGCAUCACCAGAAUCGCCUGAUAAACAGUUUAUCAAAGACAUAAUCCACUGUAAUGCACUAUCAACAGCAACAAUGACACGUAUAGUAAUGCCGAAAAUGUUAACACAGAAAAUAUCCAAAUCAGCCAUCAUCAACAUCGCCUCCUAUUCUGGUCUUAAUCUCUUCCCAUACCUUUCAAUGUAUGCUGCCACAAAAUCCUUUGUUAUUCAACUCUCCAAUUGUAUCUCUCAAGAAGAUUAUCCAAAGGACAUUAUGAUACAGACUGUUUGUCCAUUACUUGUAGCCACACCAAUGUCAAAGAUGGACAAGGCGACAUUGUUCAUACCAACUGCACAAACCUACGUGAAAAGUGCAUUAGAUAUGUUAGGUGUGGAAAAUCAAACCUACGGUUAUAUUUGUCAUGAUUUGAAAGCAUUUCUCUUCGAUCUUCUACCAAAACCAAUAUGGAUAAUACUAACAAAGGCUAGAGUGAAGUCAAUGCAAAAGUAUAGAGCUAGUAAAACAAACACUAUUGAGCAUUGAAUAUUUGCCUGUACAACAUCUUCUGCAG
Molecule: messenger RNA, 904 nt
Organism: Heterobilharzia americana
Lineage: Eukaryota; Metazoa; Platyhelminthes; Trematoda; Strigeidida; Schistosomatidae
Source: the annotation of a GenBank genome assembly